AUGCAUACAGGGAGUGGCUUGUGUCGACUAAAAAAAACAUACCGUGUACUCUAACAAAGAAGUUUAAUCCUUUGACCUGCUACUCCAAACAGGUUAAAAGUUACUGUAUUAAUACACUUUUAUCUUCACGAAGGGUAUGAUUACAGUUCAUAUUAUUAUCUUUAAGACAUUCAAACUUAUUUACUAAGAUACAAUAAGGUAAACAACAUACGUUAGGUUUGCAGCUCAAAUGUUUGAAGAACUGGCAACCAGUAGAUUUAUGACGUUGUAUGAGGAACUUUCAUUUUAAACUGCGACAGAGAAACGAAAAGUUUGAUGGAGGAUCCAUAUCAAUUACUGUAUCUAUGCAACUUGUGUUGACAUACACUGCAAAUAGGAUAUUAAAGCCUGAAUAAAGAAGACAUGUCAGAUCAAGGGAAAGAGCAAAGUCUUUCAACAUCUGGUUCUGGAAAAAGACUCACUGAAAUCCGAAUAAUAUUGAUUGGGGGUCGGGAGUUAUUUGGACGAGAAGAAAGUGGAAAAAGUUCAACAGGAAACAUUAUUCUGGGCAGAAAUGCUUUUGUUGUUGGAAAAAGAACUGCUCGGUCUGUUAAAGCAGAGGCUGAAGUACACGGAAGACACGUUACUGUGGUUGACACUCCAGGCUGGUGGUGGCACUAUGAUGUGGAGGAUACCCCAAAGUUUGAUAGAAUGGAAAUCAAAAGAAGCUUAACACAGUGUCCACCUGGACCUCAUGUCUUCCUUCUGGUCAUUCCUGUAGAUUCUGGCUUUAAAACAAUCUACAGAACCCCUCUGCAGAAGCAGCUUGAGUCUUUGUCUGAGAAAAUCUGGGAUUACACUAUUGUGUUGUUUAGCUCCACUUCUCCACAUGAUAAAGCUACUUUUAAAAACAGUUUAAGAUUAUGGCCAGACCUCCUGUGGCUUCUAAAAAUGUGUCAGAACAGAUACCAUUUCCUUAACAUUAACAACAUUGAUGACAGCUUACAAGUGACCACUCUGCUGGAAAAAAUUGAGGAAAUGGUAGCAAAAAACAAUGACAACUAUUUUGUAAGUAUUCCUACAGAGGAUUUGAAAAAGAAUACCACUGAGGUAAAAGUCAAACCAAAAAAUCUUUUUAGGAAAAAAGAUCGAACUGAACUCCAAGCACACAUUAAAAAGCAACAUCUAACUGAUAUACACAUCGUGAUCCUCGGAGCAUCAUGGGCUUCAAAGAGUUCUGCAGGCAACCUCAUUCUGGGUGAAGAUGUGUUUGACGUUGACGAGUCAAGAACUACAGUGUCCUGUGCAGUACGCAAAGCUCAAGUACAUGGGAGGAAGCUGACAGUGGUGGACACUCCAGGCUGGUACUUAUACAAUUCACUUGAAAAGACAUCAGAGAUGGACAAAUUGGAGAUUAGACGUAGUGUGUAUCUGUGCCCACCUGGCCCACAUGUUAUUCUCUUAACUAUUCCCAUUGCCAUAGCAUUUAACAAAUUGUACCAAAUAGCUGUGGAUGAACAUAUGAGUCUUUUUGGGAAGAACGUCUGGAGCCAUACAAUCGUGCUGUUCACGAGAGGAGACUGGCUUGGAGAUACAACCAUUGAGGAACGUACUGAAGAAGAAGGAAAGCAUCUUGAGUGGCUAAUGGAACAAUGUGGGCACAGAUACCAUGUGUUUAACUGUAAACAGUACACUGACAGCACACAAGUCACAGAACUCCUUGAGAAGAUCGAGGACAUGGUGAUGGGAAACAACGGCUGUCAAUAUGUACCAGAAAAAGAAAACAAUCCAUCUACUGAGCUCGAACUGAAGCUGAAAACUGGCAAAACAAAUAUGAUGAAAGUGAAUAAGAAAAAACAGAUCCUUCAUGAGUUGCUGAAGGAUAACACUUUCUCGGAUGUGAGAAUUGUGCUUCUUGGACUAGAAGGGGCUGGAAAAAGUAUGUCAGGCAACAUCAUUCUAGAAGGAAUUUUUUUUGAGGACAAAUUAGCAGAGGUAUGUAUGUCAAGAAAGUGUUAACCUUUACUGUUAGAAUUUUACUUCAUGUUAUUUUGCUCGGAUCCUGACUAGAAUCUGUAAUAUAAAUUCCUGUUUUUAAAACGUUAUUAAAUAUUAUUUUAAUAUUGCAGUAGUUAAUUAGUGUAACAUCAUUGUCAUUAGAACCUAUUUAUAUUUUUGCCCUAUAUAGGACCUAUUUAGGUCUAUUUCUAGUUGAUAUCAAACAAUGUGUACAGUAAACCCUAACAUUAAUAGUGCGAUUUUUAAAUAAAUUCAAACAAAUAAAAUUUUGUGUAUUUAGACUAGAGGCUGACACGGGAGUGGAUUUUCAAAUCUGUCUUGUCCCAUAUAUAUAUAUAUAUACCAUAUUUUCCACACUAUAAGG
This is a messenger RNA of Carassius auratus (goldfish), 2362 nucleotides long. RefSeq names its product GTPase IMAP family member 8-like. The transcript has 6 exons. The record is from RefSeq and is a predicted model, not a curated record. Gene Ontology annotation, molecular function: GTP binding. Lineage: Eukaryota; Metazoa; Chordata; Actinopteri; Cypriniformes; Cyprinidae. Bases 403 to 1998 code for a protein of 531 amino acids.